UCAGUUCCACAGCAAGUCCACAACACAAACAAUUAAUUAUACAACAUGGCCGCUAAUUGUUUAAUUAAAUUAUUUUUUAGUUUUUUUGUAAUUAUUCAUAGUACACAUGGUGCUAGUAUUGAUUCUCCUGUGUUUGGGUAUCAUAUGAGGAUCGGAGUGCCUCAGGCCACGAGGAUAGCUACUCUGGAGUCCAUGAGGAUUGUCGGGGGCAGUGCCGUCAGUGCAGCUACUGCUAUUCCUCAUCAGGUGGGCAUCGUAGCAAGACUGACAACGGGUCACCAGUCAGUAUGUGGAGGCAGUCUCAUUUCCACCACCAGAGUCCUAACAGCAGCCCACUGUUGGUUCGACGGAGAAGUGCAAGCGAGACAGUUCACCAUCGUUCUUGGCUCCCUUACUAUCUUCACAGGAGGGACAAGGAUAGACACAACUGCUGUGACCAUGCAUCCUUCCUGGAACUACUUACGUAAUGACCUUGCUAUGGUCAGGAUUUCUGCCGUGAAAUUGAGUAAUACAAUUCAAGUGAUCCCACUACCCACGACAGCUGAUGUGAACCAGAACUUUGCUGGAUCAACAGGGGUCAUUUCUGGAUUCGGGAAAACGAGUGAUGCUCAAACCUCGUUCCCUGCCACCACGGCUCUGCACCAGACAUCAGUGCCCAUCAUCACAAACGCUGUUUGCCAGAGGAGUUUCCAGAUCACCAUAGACGGCAGCCAUCUUUGCACUGGUGGUACUGGGGGUAAAGGCACCUGUGAUGGUGACUCUGGUGGUCCACUCACUGUGCUGCAUAAUAAUAAGAGGAUCUUGGUCGGUGUGGUUUCCUUCGGCCCUAGCGAGGGUUGUCAGGCCAGUUCUCCAUCAGUUUUCUCCAGGGUAACCUCAUUCCUCACAUGGAUCAACAAUAACCUUAAGUAGAUUUAAAUGUUAUACUCUCUCUUUCUUUCUCUCUCUCACUCUGACUGUGUACUCUGACUCUGACUCUGACUUUAGUUUUAAUUAUGUUAUUAAAAAUAAAAAAGUAUUUUCUAACA
Molecule: messenger RNA, 1028 nt
Organism: Spodoptera frugiperda (fall armyworm)
Lineage: Eukaryota; Metazoa; Arthropoda; Insecta; Lepidoptera; Noctuidae
Product: brachyurin-like
Exons: 5
Coding region: 46-912 (288 amino acids)
Biological process (GO): proteolysis
Molecular function (GO): serine-type endopeptidase activity
Source: RefSeq, a predicted model, not a curated record